This is a messenger RNA of Pangasianodon hypophthalmus (striped catfish), 3295 nucleotides long. It is a transcript of the gene rac3a, whose product is annotated as Rac family small GTPase 3a. Gene Ontology annotation, cellular component: cytoplasmic vesicle; cell cortex; plasma membrane. Gene Ontology annotation, molecular function: GTPase activity; protein kinase binding; GTP binding. The coding region runs from base 127 to 705 and encodes 192 amino acids. Gene Ontology annotation, biological process: regulation of actin cytoskeleton organization; small GTPase-mediated signal transduction; motor neuron axon guidance. The record is from RefSeq and is a predicted model, not a curated record. The transcript has 6 exons. NCBI's taxonomy places the organism in Eukaryota, Metazoa, Chordata, Actinopteri, Siluriformes, Pangasiidae.
GCUUCGUCCAAUCUGGCAACCGUGUUCAUGCUACACUACAGAGGCUGCUCUCGACAUCUCUCCACCAUCUCACAUCCCUGCUGGAACAUCGCACUUCUGUGCAUUUAAACCGUCUUCGCUUUCCAAAUGCAAGCCAUCAAAUGCGUCGUGGUGGGCGAUGGAGCCGUGGGUAAGACAUGCCUGCUCAUCAGCUACACCACCAACGCUUUCCCGGGAGAAUACAUCCCUACAGUGUUUGAUAAUUACUCUGCCAAUGUGAUGGUGGAUGGGAAACCUGUAAACUUGGGAUUAUGGGAUACGGCGGGGCAGGAGGACUACGACCGUCUCCGACCUCUCUCCUACCCUCAGACGGAUGUGUUUUUGAUCUGCUUCUCACUGGUGAGCCCGGCUUCGUUCGAAAAUGUCAGAGCAAAGUGGUACCCUGAAGUACGUCACCACUGUCCCAACACACCCAUCAUUCUGGUGGGAACCAAGCUGGAUCUGCGGGACGAUAAGGACACCAUCGAGCGCCUGAGGGACAAAAAGUUGUCCCCUAUCACCUAUCCUCAGGGUCUCGCUAUGGCCAGAGAGAUCGGAGCAGUGAAGUAUCUGGAGUGUUCGGCUCUGACUCAGAGAGGGCUGAAGACGGUGUUCGACGAGGCCAUCCGCGCCGUCCUCUGCCCUCCGCCCGUCAAGAAGAGAGGGAAGAAGUGUACAGUGUUUUAAAAAAAGAACACACACACACACACUCACACAGAGUGCAGAGUGUUUCACUUCAACACACAGUCAUCAUACUGAGUUCCUACUGGCCGAUUUGUUGAGACGGAGUAAAAACGUGACAGGUGAAACAUCACACACUGGAGUUUUAGAUAUAGCGCAGCGGGAUAAAAAUAGCGAAAGGCACAACACGGAAUCGUGCCAAAUUCCCUCUCAUCCCUAUUUCUGAACUCGAUUGCCUUAAUUGGUGCUUAAUUUGUGGUAAUGAGAAGGUCCUUGAUAUACACACCUUGCAUGCGCUAAUAUUUGGUUUUGUGAUAUGAUAUUUAACACACAAUAUUUGCAUUGUGGACAAAUUAAAUUAAACUAUUAUUUCAAGGCUAAGUGUCGCAAAUGUGUCCAUAAUGAGUCCAAAAAUGAGGAAAAGAUUGUAGAAAUUUGGAUAAAAAAAACCACACAAAUUAUAAAACGUAACGGAAAGUUAGACAAUUGUUGUGCUAAUAAAAAAAUUAAUACUGGCGCGCACACAGGUGUUUCUGAGUUGAGUGGGCGGAGCUUAAGUUAUAUUCGAUGAUCCAAUUGCAAACGUGAUCACAUGACAUCACAAUAAAAGUUUAUCUAACCUAGGCUAGCUUACUAUCACAGGCUAACUCUACUGGUUUUGAUUACACUAUAAAAUACCUAGCGUAAGUAUGUCUUGGUUAGCUAUAAAAAUUUGUAAUUAUGUCUUGGUUAGCUAUGUAACAUCAGGUAGCUACUGCUGGAUUGACAAAGUUUUUAGCAGUGUUUACAUAACUGAUAAAAUGUUAUAUUGUGUCUAUAAAUCCGUAUGGAAAAGAAGAAACUUUAAAAAUAGUGAUGUCUUUUUAUAAAGUGUGUGAUCAGCUAGUUAAAUACGCUCCGCCUACGUUGACUUAGACACGCCUGUCACUCACUAAAAUCAGGACAUGCAAAUGUCCAAUACACACACACUGUCCCCUGUACACAUUUCCUGAAUUCCUCUGUGGAAAUUUUCCUCUUCGCUAGGGCAUCGUUUUGUUUUUUUCUUCCUUAUUGAUCUGUGAAUGUGUCUGAAGUCUGUGUAAAUAGAUAUUGUGAAUAACUUGAGGAUCGAAUCGACGCCGUCUCUUGUUCUUGACUGUAAAGUAAAUCUAAAAUAAAAAUAUCGCCUACUGAAUACAGCUCUUUUUAAUUUCGGUGUUUGUGUGACUACUGUAUGUGAUGGCGUUUUACAGCACAAGAAAAAUGAAAGAGUGAUUACUAAAAUGUGUAUAUUUAAAGUCAGUCGGUGUCUGAAGCUCAGCCGGGUAUCAAAUUUACAGAAAAACUUUGGCCAAAAAUAAAAUGUGCACAGUUAUUUCCCCUUAGCGCAAAUGUAGCUGUGUUUUCUUUCAUUUUGCACUGGAGCUACAAAGGCUAAUCCGCUAACAAAGUAAUCUGGGUGUAGUUUAGUGUUGUGAAAACUGCUUGGAUCACACACUGGCCUCAAAAUGACUAUGAAGAGUUGUUUAGUAUGUGAAAUAGAUUUGCUGAUGUGGUUUCUGACGCCAUAUUACAUACUGUACGCUAUAAAAAUGAGUGAAAGGAUGUCACAGAGCUAACAACAGUCGGCCAUUUUGAAAGAGGAAUCUUAUUUUUUUCCUGGCAUUUGCGAAUUUGUGCUUUAAACAUGAUACACUUGCUGCUCAAGUGAUUAAAGUUGUGAGGACGGUGUUGCCAGGCAACAGGGAAACAUGGAUGCUGAUUCCAAGCUAGCUAAUGACUAAUGAGUCAUGACUGACUAGCUAGCAAGUCGUUGGUAAGUCUUUUAUGUGGACAAUGUUAAGUCAGAGUGACUGUGAAAAUGAGUAAAAAAUGUCAGGAAUGUCAACUUUUACCUCGGAUUUGUUGGUAUAUUAUUAAGAAAAUGCUCCAAACUUCUAAAAUGACACUUUUGUUAGUUAUCUCCAUUAGCGUUGUAGCUCCAGUGCAAAACUAAAGCAAACAUCAGACCCUCGACAUCUUGGCUGAUUUGGCGUGACAUGGAAACUGUGUACAUUUCACUUUUAGCCAAAAUUUUCUUUUUUGCAAGUUCUUUACAUUACAGUAUUGUAUACAUAUUUAAUUAAUGUCUCUUUUUUUGUAAACUGGAACUUUUUUUCCAUCCUUUGAAUUUUGCUCCAUAUUUUACAGUAUACUAGCUGAAAUGUGCCAUUGUGGAUUGUUUUUGUGUGGCUAGCAUGCCAAAUUUUCAACUUUAGACAAGAUAUGUGUCUAACUUUGUUUCUACUUUUUUGCCUUUUGAUUUUACUGAAAGUACCAUUUGUUGGUGUGUGUGUGUGUGUGUGUGUUUGUGUGUGUGUGUGAGAGAGAGAGAGAGAGAGAGAGAGAGAGAGAGAGAGAGAGCGCAAAACUGUUAGAGAUGUAAAAAAAAAAAAAAAGAAUACCAUGUGUUUUUCGGUGUUAUGACAUGAUGGUGGUUAUCCGCCUUAACCUUACAGUUGGCUUCUGUAGACACAAUAACAAUCAGAACCCCUUUUGAAUUGUUACUAAAAUGAACCUCGUGUGUAUGAUAUGAGUUUAAAACGUACGCAUUAAUAAAAGUGAGUCCUUGAAUGUA